UGCCGCCAUUUUGCUGUACGGAAGCGCCGCCGCGACGCGGGUCCUCGGGGUGCCGCGCCUGUUUUGUUUGGGAAGGGGAAGCUCCGAAGUAGUGAUGACGAAGAUUUAAAGGGCCCGGCGGGUUUUUCUUCACGUUCUCUCCAUAGCCAUGUCCAGGUCCUCCCUCAUCGCCUUCACCCCAGCCACACACCCCAGUGACCUGUGGAAGGAUGGACAACAGCAGCCACAGUCCGAGGAGCCCGAGCCCACCCUGGAUGGGGCUGCAGCUCGCGCUUUCUAUGAGGCCCUGAUUGGGGAGGACCGCAGCGUCCCUGAGCCCCCGAGAUCUCAGCCUGAGCCUGCCAGGGAGAGGAGGAGGAAGAAAAGAACCAUGAGAGUGACUACAGCAGGAGCAUCGGGAAGACGUGGACAAAGGAGAUCCCUUGAGACCGAGGACAGGAUGACCCAGUGGAUACUGAGGGCAGCCCAGGAGGGAGACUUGGCAGAACUUCGGAGACUGUUGGAGCCCCGGGAGGCAGGAGGAGCUGGGGCGAAUAUCAACGCUCCGGAUGCUUUCUGGUGGACUCCUCUGAUGUGCGCUGCCCGAGCUGGCCAGGGGGCAGCUGUGCGCUACCUCCUUGGCCGAGGGGCUGCCUGGGUGGGAGUCUGCGAGCUGGGUGGCAGGGAUGCUGCUCAGCUGGCUGAAGAAGCCGGCUUUCCUGAGGUGGCUCGCAUGAUCAGGGAGAGCCACGGAGAAACCAGGAACCCAGAGAACCGGUCCCCCACCUCCGUUCCCUCCCCCCAGUACUGCAAUACCUGUGCUGCCCACUUCCAAGAUUCCAACCACUACACAUCCACAGCUCACCUGCUGUCACUUUCCCAGGUUCCCCAGACCCCCAGCCUUCCCCUUGGGGUACCCACCUCUAGCCCAGGCUUUAAACUGUUGCUGAGAGGGGGCUGGGAGCCAGGAAUGGGGUUGGGACCCCGGGGUGAGGGCCGUGCCAACCCAGUCCCUACCAUUCUCAAGAGGGACCAGGAAGGAUUAGGCUACAGAUCAGCAGCCCAACCUCGAAUCACACACUUCCGGGCUCAUGAUACUCAGGCCGUGGCUGGAAGGGAGAGAGCCCCCCGGGUGGCCACACUGAGCCGGAGGGAGAAGAAAAGGCAAGAAGAGAAGGACAAGGCCUGGGAACGGGACCUGAGGACUUACAUGAACCUUGAGUUCUGACCUUAAUGAAGCUUGACUCUGGUCUUCUGCAGAAGUUGGAACUUUGGCCUCUGAUGUGAGCAUGUUGACGUCUACUUUCUGAGAUCUGCCCAAGUGGCAGAUCCUCAGGUUUUGGUCAGGGUUUUGAGAAGGCCUGAGAGAUGAAAAACAAAACUUGGGCCGGCGGGCAGCGUGGCAGUUGAGGCCCUGGACGCCCACGUGACUGACCAGUUUGGGUCCCAGACCUCGUGGCUUGCUUUCUCUGUCCCAUCAAAUUAAAUGAGUGAAUUUUAAAAAUAAUUCUUAAAAACGUAACCUUUUUCCUCUUCUGUGGUUUAUUUGCUGUUAUGGGAAAGC
This is a messenger RNA of Tupaia belangeri chinensis (Chinese tree shrew), 1543 nucleotides long. RefSeq names its product G-patch domain and ankyrin repeats 1 (gene GPANK1). The coding region runs from base 149 to 1207 and encodes 352 amino acids. The transcript is spliced from 3 exons. The record is from RefSeq and is a predicted model, not a curated record. Gene Ontology annotation, molecular function: protein binding; nucleic acid binding. Lineage: Eukaryota; Metazoa; Chordata; Mammalia; Scandentia; Tupaiidae.